This is a messenger RNA of Rattus norvegicus (Norway rat), 1373 nucleotides long. Lineage: Eukaryota; Metazoa; Chordata; Mammalia; Rodentia; Muridae. The record is from RefSeq and is a predicted model, not a curated record.
GGGAGGGCUGUUGCCCUUGACAACCCGGAAGGCUUGAGGAGCUUGACAACCACCUGGGAGCUAGACUGGGUGCUGCUGCCUCUGAUGGCAAUGCAGCCAGGUCUAGCGCUGAGAACACCAUCCACCGUGAUCCUUCUCUUCAGCCUAGACCUGGGCCUGAUAGGGUGAACCUGGAUCCUUGGGACUGGUGAAAUGCGAGGUGACAGCGUGCCUCUUUACUUUUGCUAAGCAAAGAAAUGGACACUCUUUGGAGAAAGGGAAGUUUGGUAAUAAAGAUAUCACCGAAGAUUAGAAACAAAAUCAACCAGAGGAAAUUCUGAAAGUAUGGGAUGUAGAAAUUCAAAAAUAUCUUCAGCAAACACCGCUGUUUUAGGGGUUAUCCAGAUUAUGAUUGGUAUCUAUCAUGUACUCAUGUGGUAUUUCCUAUUGCUGUUGUAUAUGGGACAAAUUAAAGGAGUAUUUGGAACUUACGAACCUUUAACUUACAAAAUGGGAACUUCUUUAUGGGGACUUACUUUUGUCCUUUCAGGAGCCUUCACAAUAAAAGCAGCAAAAUAUCGAAGUAGAUUUAUGCUUCUCUGUACUAUGUCCCUGAACAUUCUCUGCAUAAUUGUUACGAUCAUUGCAGCCAGCCUAACAAUAGUGGAAUUGUCUCAUUUCCGUUCUGUGUCAUAUAGAAAUUAUGGACAAGCAAAGCUGGGAAGGGAAGUCUCCCGCAUUUUGCUGUGCUCUUACCCCCUGGAAUUUGUGGUCGCCCUCACAUAUUCCAUCUCUGGUUGUGCAUAUUUGAUGGAAACACAAGAUGAAAAUUCAGAAAGUGUUACUGAAGUAGUAGAGGACAACUUCUGAAAACAGAAGACGUGAGCAAGUUUCAUGACCACUAACACCUGAUGUAGGUGCCCAUGAUAUUCCCAUAUAACAGGGCUACUGCACACCCCAUACAUUUUGUGCAAAAGGAAAUUCACAGCAAGGUGAAAGUUACCCCUUGGUAUUUAAGAAGUGUCUAUGCACAUAUAUUCUAGGUUCCAGAGGAGAAAGCUCAUCCCUAUGUAAGUAUGAGGCCAUCGCAAGAAAGCAUUUGCUAGCUAGCCACUCCGAAGAGCUGUCAACUCUCCCCAGCAGAUCAUCUGCAGUUGACCAGAAAAACCACUUGAAACCUGUAGAGUGCAGGCUAUGAGAUUUGGGGUACAAUGUGCAAUUCAGAGGAAAACUAAUUUCUUUCCCUGUGAGUGAAAAGCACAUUCCAUGUUCUGCAUUCUUCUGCUCAAGCUAGCUUCUACCUCCACAAAGCAAGGCUCAAAGGGUCACCAAUUUAAUGCCUUUAUUGUCCCAAGGCAUUCUCUGUCCUCAUUAAAGUUCCUUUCUGCCCUGCA